AUGACCGAAACAGCUUGGAGAAGAAAUGUCGAUUGGAAGGCGCGUUAUUCUAAACUGUAUUCGUCACGAGGCUUAUCACAGUUAAAAUAUAACGACUUGGGAGGAAACGAUACCACACUCCUAGACAUGGUUCGAUCAAGAAGUUGCGAAGUUGAAGACGAAAUUCGAGAUGAAAUACAGCCUCCGCCACGCGAUGAGAGCCCUGAAUAUGAUAACCCAUCGGAAUCCUGUGUUCACGGAUUUAUCUACCGCGUUCCGGAACGGAGCGUGUCCCGAUCGAGGUCCCGCGUCUCCCGGAUGUCAAUGAGACGGGACAUGGACAUUCCAUCCAUACUAGCGUUUACCGCUUCACCGACACCCUCGCCGAUGUGCCUUGGUAUUCCGGCUUUUCAAAAAGCCAAGCCUCAAGGAGUUGAAAUUCCACGUUGGUCUAUACGACGAUCUGUUUGUCCGGUCUGUUCUCAGAAAUGGAGGGACAAAAGCUCUGUAAAAAAUAUAAAAUAUUCAGGUUUGAAAAGAAAUAUAUCGAACGAACUUCCAUCCGUUAAAGCUCCAGCUCGAAUACGAACAUCAGCCAACAUGGAAUAUAUUCCACGUCCUGUGCCAGCUGCUCUAGAUCAAGAAGCCGGUAUAGUACAGGGUAGCCUCCGUCACGGCAGCGCUUCCUGGCUAUUGACAAGAGCCCGGCGAUUCAGAACACCCAAGCUACAAAUGCCACCGCCUGAAGCGACAGCGCCACCUAGUUGUAGCGCUCCUCUUGCUCGGAAAGAUCUAGAACUUCGUGUUUCACAGUUCCUUUCUGAUACAUUUAAGCUAUGA
This is a messenger RNA of Danaus chrysippus (African queen), 819 nucleotides long. The record is from the annotation of a GenBank genome assembly. NCBI's taxonomy places the organism in Eukaryota, Metazoa, Arthropoda, Insecta, Lepidoptera, Nymphalidae.